Messenger RNA from Coffea arabica (coffee), 1801 nucleotides. Its product is annotated as glycerol-3-phosphate acyltransferase 9. Gene Ontology annotation, biological process: triglyceride biosynthetic process. NCBI's taxonomy places the organism in Eukaryota, Viridiplantae, Streptophyta, Magnoliopsida, Gentianales, Rubiaceae. Gene Ontology annotation, cellular component: endoplasmic reticulum. The record is from RefSeq and is a predicted model, not a curated record. Gene Ontology annotation, molecular function: glycerol-3-phosphate O-acyltransferase activity.
AGUCGGGUUUUAACAUUGCAUUAAUCAAGUUUGACUCUGUUGGAUUGCACGAAAGUUACUCGUGAUGAUAUCGAAGGAAAAAAAAUCUGAAAAAAGUACGCUGUAGUAAUCUUUUGAAAAGUAAAAAGAUCAAAUCAACCUAAAACAAAUGGCGGCUGCAGCUGAUUUUAUUUGAGGCUUGGUCUUCGACUUGUUUGCUUCGACCAUAUAGUUCAAUAUCAAGAAUCCUACCACAGGGUGCCGGAAGAAGCUCGAAAUUGACGAUGACCAGAAACUGGCAUUAGCAGCUUAGUGGAUUUGCGUUUUAGAAAAAUAUCUGAGGGAGAAAGUUGUUCACUUGGGGAAGAAGAAAGUUGUUCACUUGGGGAGAAAGUUGUUCACUUGGGGAAGAAGAAGCGCAAUAGAGAGAGGAGAGAUGAGUAAACUGAAAUCGUCGAGCUCUGAAUUGGAUUUGGAUCGACCAAAUAUCGAAGACUAUCUGCCCUCUGGAUCCAUCCAGGAACCUCACGGCAAACUUUGCCUGCGUGAUUUGCUCGAUAUAUCACCUACCCUCACUGAGGCUGCUGGUGCCAUUGUUGAUGAUUCCUUCACACGAUGUUUCAAGUCAAUUCCUCCAGAACCAUGGAACUGGAAUAUAUAUCUCUUUCCUUUAUGGUGCAUGGGUGUCCUUGUUAGAUACUUAGUUCUUUUCCCAUUAAGGGUUAUCGUAUUGACGGUAGGAUGGAUAAUAUUUCUCUCUUGCUAUAUUCCGGUGCAUUUUCUAUUGAAAGGGCAUGACAAGUUGAGGAAAAAACUAGAGAGGUGUCUUGUGGAAUUGAUUUGCAGUUUCUUUGUGGCAUCAUGGACUGGGGUUGUCAAGUAUCAUGGUCCACGUCCCAGCAUCCGGCCUAAGCAAGUAUUUGUGGCAAAUCAUACGUCAAUGAUUGAUUUCAUUAUUCUGGAGCAGAUGACUGCAUUUGCUGUAAUUAUGCAGAAGCAUCCAGGGUGGGUUGGGUUAUUGCAAAGCACUAUUUUGGAAAGUGUUGGAUCUAUCUGGUUCAAUCGUUCUGAGGCUAAGGACCGUGAAAUCGUUGCGAGAAGGCUAAGAGAACAUAUUGAGGGGGCAGACAACAAUCCUCUUCUUAUAUUUCCUGAAGGAACAUGUGUAAAUAAUCAUUACACUGUUAUGUUCAAGAAGGGUGCUUUUGAACUUGGCUGCACUGUUUGCCCAGUUGCAAUUAAGUACAACAAAGUAUUUGUUGAUGCCUUUUGGAAUAGUAGAAAGCAAUCCUUCACAAUGCAUCUGUUGCAGCUAAUGACAUCAUGGGCUGUUGUUUGUGAUGUAUGGUACCUGGAGCCCCAAAAUCUGAAACCUGGAGAAACACCUAUUGAAUUUGCGGAAAGGGUGAGGGACAUUAUUUCUGUUCGAGCAGGCCUUAAAAAGGUCCCAUGGGAUGGAUAUUUGAAAUAUUCUCGUCCUAGCCCUAAGCACCGUGAGCGAAAGCAACAAGGCUUUGCAGAAUCAGUUUUGCGCCGCCUUGAGGAGAUAUAGAAGUAUGAUCCACACGGUUUUCUUCGGCAUGUGUAAGAAGUUGGAUUGUAGGAAUCAGAGGUUAAAUGUUGAUAUGAGGCUCAUUUCACUUUUUGGAAUAGUUUGUUUGGAUGACAUGCACUAAAACCUUAACUGGUGGCUUCUAAUGCAUGUUUAUGUUUCGGUUGACUGCAAACAGUUUUGGGAGAAGGCUGUAAUCUUCAUUUGCAGCACGGGCCAUAAUAGACUGGAUUCAUUUCCUCUUUCUUCAAUGUUCUUUUGUUCCUCCCA